Messenger RNA from Durusdinium trenchii, 2118 nucleotides. NCBI's taxonomy places the organism in Eukaryota, Dinophyceae, Suessiales, Symbiodiniaceae. The record is from the annotation of a GenBank genome assembly.
CCGUGGGUGUGCAAGACACAAGUGGUUUGAAGAUAAAGUUGUUCCAGCAGUCUAGUUUGCUGCGGGACUACUAGCUAAGGGGACUAAGAAUCUUAGUAUAGUGUAGCUUGAAACUCUGAAGCUCAGGCCAUAUAGAGGCCACUCCAUUCUUUCGUUCCCCGCCAAAGAAUUCACUGGUCCAUGCCCGUUUUUGGCUGUCCAUCCUGUUGUCGCAUUGGGUCGCAUAUUGCCCCCACUUGUUUGGCAGGAUGUUUGGCUGCUGCCCGUAUCCAUCCUGCUUGAAUUUUCGCAUUUCCGGUCUUACGAAGAGCUGACUCGGAUGAAUGCUUUGAAGCGGUGGACGCCUUCAUGCACGGUGGUGAUGAUCUCCCACCAGUGGGCGGGUGCUGCGCAUCCAGAUCCCAAACUGCGACAAUUCCAGGUCUUACAGCAGCUGUUUCGCUACCUCUCGGCCGGGCGCGUGACGAUCGGCCAGGUGGAGUCGAUGGAACCUGUGAACUUCCACCGAUGCAUGGAGUGGUACGUGUGGUAUGACUACUGCUGCUUGCCUCAGAUGAGUGGUGCUCGACCAGCAGCCAAGCAGCUUCGACAAAUCUUCCACAUCGUAGACUACUUUUUGGUCUUGGCGCCUAUGCAGAUGCAUGCGAAUGGUUCCAUCAUGAAUUUGCGCAGCCAUAGCACUCGUGGGUGGUGCCUGCUGGAAAUGAUGGCUGCAAACCUCUUAGACAAACCCAUCCUUGCAGCGACAGGUCCCAAGAGUAUCUUCCAAUCUGUGACCAAGGCUAGGAUGCACAAGUUGCCACACAAGGGGCAGUUUUCUGUCACUUCGGAUCAGGAGUUUGUGAAAGAACUUUCAAGUGAUCUUUUGCACUGGAAGUGCAGGGAGCUUCAUGAGAAGGACCAGGAGAUGUGGCGCUUCUACAAUGCUUUCGCCCAAAGGCUGCAAGUGCACAUAUCGCCCAGCAGGAGCUUGGAGAGCUUCUGGAAGCGUUAUCAACUGGGCGCGUCGGUCACCACUGCGAAUCUGUACGGCUUGAGCCCCUUAAUGCUUGCGUGUGUGGAAGGAAACCUGUCGGAGGUUCAGCUCCUCCUGGAAGCCAAGGCCGAGGUCAAUGAGUCCCGGCACACGGUCAUGGGGUCUGAGACCACCGCCUUGUGCGUGGCCACGAUGUCCUCUCCACCGGUGGUGCGGUCCCUGUUGGACGCCAAGGCGGACACACAGGUGGGUCAUCCGAUGAGCUGGGCGGUGCAGUAUUUGAACCUCGAGAUUUUGUCGCUGCUACCGGAAGAGCUUCACCGGGAGAAGAGCGGUAGCGGUGAUUCUCCGAUCAAUUUGGCCGUCCAGGCACAGUGCACUAGCACUGUGGAUGUCUUGCUGCAGAUGGGUGCUGACCCGACCGCCUUGGCCACCACCAGCCGGUGUUCGGUGCAAUUCUCGAGGCCUCGCAGAAAGCGCAAAUCGCAGGUCAGCUCCAACGUGAGCAACGCGGAGUCCUGCCAGACUCGACGGUCCUUGAACGAAAAGCGCCGCAGCAUGUGGCACGAUGAGAAGAUCGCAAGGUCACUGGAAGCAGCAUCGGAGGCCUCCAACAUGCCACAGGCGCGCUGGUGGCGGCGCGCCAACCGCACCUCGCGAUCCACCACGGGAUCGACGGAGGAAGACAGCACUUCAUUGAGAUCUUGGGCUGACAGAAAUGGCACUGGCGGUGUACGUUUCGACUUGAACCUCAAGAAGGCGGAGGAGGAUAGCAUCGCCACCUCCCCGACGAACUCCGCGUGGUCCUUCUACUCGGAUGCGAAGGGCGAGUUUGAGAUUAUUCAGGUGACCCUCGCAAGCCCUUUGGAGAUUGCAUGCUACGCGGGGAAUUUGGAGAUGGUGCAAUUGCUCUUCCAUGCUGGGGCGGAUCCGGAGGAUGGCAGCGAUGGCUACAGUGCUGUGGACGUGGCGGAGGCCUGUGGGCACCAUCACAUCAUGCGUUUCCUCUCCAUGGCAAUGCCUUUGAGUUACGUGACCCUUUGAACCGGUGAACCGUUUGGUGCCCAAGGGGCGUGGCUGGGCAUCCACUGGGUGCCAGUGGUGGACAUGCUGGGGUGUGGCCGUUUCUGUUUCGACAUGGA